AUGCACACAGCAGGACCCAUUAUGAACAUGGAACAACCAUCCCAGAAACGAGUAUCGAAAGCAUGCGACGCGUGCAAGAGGAGGAAAGUGCGUUGUAACGGCCAAGCACGGUGUCAACAGUGCGCGCAUCUCGGCUUGCGGUGCAUCUACUCACCCUCCGGCAAGCAAAGGUCUCAGGGCAAGCGAGGCCAUAUCAUCUCCGAGUUCAGAAGCCAAACGUCCAAUUUGCCUGCAAUAUCGCCGCCCAUACUGCCUGCUCAUUCAGCAGCAGCUAGCUUUCAGACACCGUACAGUCCCAUCUCGCCGAUACUUGACCGUAAUGGAGGCACACCAACAUCUCCUUCGUCAUCUUUCACAUCACAGUACCCCAAGGCUUUCUUUCUCGACCUCAUCCCGGAUUACGUUGCUGGGGUGUAUCCAGUUCAUCCGGUCAUUGCCGAACAUGAGCUCCGACAGUACAUCGAGGUCAUGGACAGCGACCCAGAUGUCCGCUCAUUCAUCUACGCAUUCGGAGGCUGCACGCUGAACUUGACCCGGUAUGGUGACCGCCGAACAGAAGAAAUCGUCCAAACCAUCGAAAACCUCAUGGACUACUCGAUCGAUACCAUGAGGCGAACCCACAAGCAUUGCCAUUUCUCGGUCAUGCGAGCCGUGCAGUCAAUGUUCAUACACAACUGCCUCAUGAGUCUGCAAGGUAGCGACAGCGCAUUCUACUACAUGCGAGACGCCAUUACGAUCAUCCAGCUGCUGCAGAUCGACAAGCCGGAGAACGUGGCCCAGCUGUCUCCUCCCGAACGAUCCCGAAGACAGCGGCUCUACUGGCAAGCGUACAUACACGAGCGAUUCAUAGCUAUCCUGGAUUACCGGCGUGCCAUUCUCCCUCCACUCUACACAUUGCCGGAAGACGACCCUACACUACCGAUACAGGUCCACGAGGGCUUCAAUCAGAUCAUCAAGCUUUUCCGCAUGCUUGAUACGGAGUUCCUUGAUAGCUGGCUUGACACGCAAGGAGGCAACGUCACCAGCACGUGGGUCGAGGCCAAGUCGCGCGAGCUUGAAGGCGACCCUGAGGCUGACGCACGGGAGUUGGCCAUGUUGUCCAUGAUGCAACGAGCCGAUCUGUGCAUCACGCGUGAAUGGCUGCGCACUCUGGUCUGGCGCUUAGCUAUGAGCCAAACCCUCUUGUCUUCUCGAUCUUCGAAAGAUUGCCUGUCGCUCUUAUUCCCGGUAAGGCUGUCACAGACAUUACGGCAACAAUUAUCCAGUAUGUCGCGCCACGACAUCGAAGUACACGGAAGCAGCAUCACUCAGAAACUUUUCGAGAUCACAGAUACGAUUGCCGAUGUUCUUAUCCACGUUCCCGCCGCGACUAUCGAUGAAACGGCACUGAGGAUUGACGAUUUCCUCUUCAUCCUAGACUUUGUCCUGCUGAUUCCACACCUUGAUCAGACGCGUCGAAGCAUACUGCUCGAGAAGCUAGAGCGCCUCCAAACGAUGUUCCCUGAGGCACUCAGCAAUGCCAGUUCGCCGAACCUACCACACGAUGUGAAUAGUCCGGGUGGGGUGAACGACCCUUGGUAUCAAGUCACGCAAUCAAAGACAGCUGCAGGGCUAGAGGAUAUGGCGGACGGAUUGGUGCAGGUUCAAGCCCAAGAAAUUCCAAGAUCAGAGGCGAGAAGUGGACAUUUGGCCACAUGGAACAAUAUUUCACAACGCUUGUCCAUGCAGGUCGCUCAUGUAGCUCAGUAA
Alternaria ventricosa is the source of this 1749-nucleotide messenger RNA. RefSeq lists its product as uncharacterized. The coding region runs from base 1 to 1749 and encodes 582 amino acids. Gene Ontology annotation, molecular function: DNA-binding transcription factor activity, RNA polymerase II-specific; zinc ion binding. Gene Ontology annotation, biological process: regulation of DNA-templated transcription. Lineage: Eukaryota; Fungi; Ascomycota; Dothideomycetes; Pleosporales; Pleosporaceae. The transcript has 2 exons. The record is from RefSeq and is a predicted model, not a curated record.